This is a messenger RNA of Meleagris gallopavo (turkey), 3730 nucleotides long. NCBI's taxonomy places the organism in Eukaryota, Metazoa, Chordata, Aves, Galliformes, Phasianidae. The record is from RefSeq and is a predicted model, not a curated record.
CCUUCCUAACAGGAGGCAUUGGGUCAGGCUUUCCAGAUCUUCACUCUGUGGCCAUUCCUUCCCAUUUGGAAGGAAUCAGGAAUUCCAGAUUCAUUUCUUAGGUUUUAGUGGAUACCAUGAUCUUCCGUCUUUGGUCAUUAGGAUCGUUUUCUACUUUCUCCUAAAUAGCUUGAGAAAGCGGGUCUGCCUGAGAGCCAGCUAAUUUUAUCUUUUCUGCUUUUAAUGUCUAUUACUUGUUUACAUGCAUGCCGUGAUUUAACUACAAAUUUUGCUGCAGACUCAGGUAAAGUAUUUCAUUAAUUUUUCCCUGCAUACCUGCACUUGUGAUGGACUGAUACUGUAAGAAGAGGAAAUAGAGUGCGGGAAAAAAUCUUCUAUCAAAAAUCUAAACAAAAGUGCUUUAUAGUUAAGUCUUCGGGUUUAGAUCUUCCAUGGUUAUGUUUCUUUCCACUGCUGAUACCAAAUUUGAGCUACUGCGAGGGGACUAUAGAUGUCUCACUUCCAAUGGGUUUAAGUUCUUCAAUAGUUUGUGCUUUGAGCAGCCAGCAGAUUCUUGCACCCUUUUAAUAGGCAAACCUACCCUAGGUUACAUAGUGCUUGUUUUAUAAAUGAAUAUUUGCUUUUCUUUAGUUAUUUUUAUCAUUUUUUGAUAUGUGCUUCCAUAGAGCAAGAUAAAUACAAAAUGCUAAGCAGAGAACAUUUUGGGUAAUGAAACAGAGCUAAGUGACUUCAAAUGUGAUUCUUGUGUAAUUUGAGUUCCUAUUUUUUGUAAUGCUUUCUAAUGACGCUUCUGUCAAGUUGCACCAUUUUUAUUGCUAAAGUUUUCCCCCUAGUUAAGUUUGAAAUGUUGGAGAGCCAUCAAGUGAAAGUGUACGUUCUAAAAACGUUAUGUUUAUUUUCAGUGCUGUUGAAUUAUGAAGGCAUAUUGAGGUCCCAGUCAGCCAUGGAGGAAACGGAUAGGGAAGCAGUUGCAACAGCCGUUCAAAGGGUGGCUGGAAUGCUUCAGCGUCCUGAUCAGCUGGAUAAAGUGGAGCAGUAUCGCAGGAGGGAAGCUCGUAAGAAGGCUUCAGUGGAAGCUCGACUCAAGGCAGCAAUCCAGUCGCAGCUAGAUGGAGUACGGACUGGUUUAAGUCAACUGCACAAUGCACUGAAUGAUGUAAAGGACAUUCAGCAGUCUUUGAUAGAUGUCAAUAAAGACUGGAGACAGAGCAUCAACGCCAUUGAAAACCUCAAGGACGUUAAGGAUGCUGUAGUGCAACAUAGCCAGCUGGCAGCUGCUGUAGAAAAUCUCAAGAACAUAUUUUCAGUUCCAGAGAUAGUAAGGGAGACCCAAGAUCUGAUUGAGCGAGGGGAACUUCUGCAAGCUCAUCGGAAACUGAUGGAUUUGGAGUGCUCUCGUGAUAACCUGAUGUAUGAGCAGUAUCGCAUGGACAGCAAAAACACACAUGACAUGAACCUCAUCCAUACGUACUUUGGGGAAAUGCAGAAACUUUCUGAGGAGUUGGCCAAGCAGUUGUGGAUGGUGGUUCAGAGAUUUCUUGUUACGGUCCGUCGAGAUCCGACCUUGCUUGUUUCUGUUGUUAGGAUAAUUGAAAGGGAGGAAAAAAUUGACAGGCGCAUGUUAGACCGGAAAAAACAAACUGGGUUCAUACCUCCUGGCAGGCCAAAGAAAUGGAAGGAAAAUAUGUUCAACAUUUUGGAAAGAACUGUGAGCAUACGAAUUGAAGGCACUCAAGCAGAUAGUAGAGGAUCUGACAAAAUGUGGCUUGUGCGUCAUCUAGAAAUCAUACGUAAAUACGUCCUUGAUGACCUUCUGGUGGCUAAAACCCUACUGGAUCAAUGCUUUCCCCCACACUAUGACAUUUUCAAAAGAUUGCUAAGCAUGUACCAUCAGGCUUUGUCCACCCGCAUGCAAGAGCUUGCUGCAGAGGAUCUGGAAGCAAAUGAGAUUGUUAGCCUUCUAACUUGGGUUUUAAAUACUUACAAAAGUACAGAGAUGAUGGGGAAUUCAGAGCUGUCUCCUGAAGUGGAUGCAAAUUCUCUGAAUCUUUUGCUUUCACAAAAUGUGGUGGAUGAGCUUCUCAGCAAGUACAUGUCAACACUUACUUCUAACAUCAUUGGCUGGCUAAGGAAAGCACUGGAGACAGAUAAAAAAGACUGGGUAAAAGAAACUGAGCCAGAAGCAGAUCAAGAUGGGUACUACCAGACUACGCUCCCAGCUAUUGUUUUUCAGAUGUUUGAACAGAAUCUUCAGGUAGCUGCUCAGAUAAGUGAAGAUUUGAAAACAAAGGUACUCCUUCUAUGCCUUCAACAAAUGAAUUCAUUUCUAACCAGAUACAAAGAUGAAGCACAGUUUUACAAAGAAGAACAUCUUAAAAAUCGCCAGUAUCCUCAAUGCUAUGUUCAGUACAUGAUUGCAGUCAUCAACAACUGUCAAACUUUUAAAGAAUCUAUUAUCAGUCUGAAAAGAAAAUACUUGAAAGUUGAAAUGGAAGAGACAUUAUCAAGCAGUCAUGCAAGCAUGGAUGCGAUUUUAGACAUCAUUGCCAAAGAAGGAUGCUCUAGCCUGCUAGAUGAAGUCUUCAUGGAUUUAGAGCCCCAUCUGAAUGAGCUGAUGACAAAGAAGUGGUUGUUGGGGUCUAAUGCUGUGGGAACUAUUUGUGUCACUGUAGAGGAUUAUUUUAAUGACUUUGCAAAAAUAAAAAAGCCUUAUAAAAAGACGAUGACUAUGGAGGCCCAUCGAAAGGUGGUUGUGGAGUACAUCAGGGCAAUCAUGUUAAAACGUAUCUCUUUCAAGAAUGCCGAAGAGAGGAAAGAGGGCGCAGAAAAAAUGAUCAAAGAAGCCGAACAGUUCAGAUUUCUGUUUAGGAAGCUUGCAUCCGGAUCUGGAGAGGACACUGAAGGACUUUGUGGUAUUAUUGAAGCCAUUGCAGAGGUUAUCAAACUAACUGAUCCUUCCCUGCUCUAUCUGGAAGUUUCAACUUUAGUCAGUAAAUACCCAGAUAUCAGGGAUGACCACAUUGCAGCUUUGCUGACGGUGAGAGGAGAUGCCAGCAGAGAUAUGAAGCAGACUAUCAUUGAGACUUUGGAUCAAGGGCCAAGCCAACCCAAUCCAAACUACGUGCCAAUUUUUAAAGAAAUUACAGUUCCUACUCUAAAUGUGGCAAAACUUCUUAAGUAACGGACAGCUCUGUUCAUGUGUUGUUACUGGCAUGGGAUUGACAGGUGUGAAAUAGUGAAAUAUUUGAGGGCGAGUUUGGCAGUGCUAUUUCAAGUAACGUUCAGUGCACACUAGGUAUGUUUCUUUCUCAAGGUCGGGAUAUGGGAUAUAAUCAGAAAAACUUCUGCAGGUGCUGAUACUGCUCUCAGCAAAUACAUUUCUAGUUGUGAAAUAUGGCAUUGCAAACGUUUAAAGAUACUUACAUUGAAAAUAACACAGCUGGGGCAGUGCUGGGUGUGUAUUCUUCCCGAGCCCUCGUCCCAUGGCACAGCACUGGGUGUACAUUAACGUCCCCCUUCCACUCCCACCUUUUGCUUGGUGUAUGUAAUUACUUUGGUGUAAAAUAGUUUAUGGCAAAAACGUUAAUUAUGGAGCCAGCUUCCUGGCCACGGGGCUGUAGAGGGAAUCGAUAAAUAGCUAAGAAGGGUGUGAGGUACAAAAUGUCUUCUUUGUGGAUUCCCUAAAAAGAGCACACGAAGCACCACUUGUUCAAUAAAACGCUAAACCACG